Molecule: messenger RNA, 1879 nt
Organism: Parus major (Great Tit)
Lineage: Eukaryota; Metazoa; Chordata; Aves; Passeriformes; Paridae
Gene: CTDSP1
Product: CTD small phosphatase 1
Exons: 7
Coding region: 1-903 (300 amino acids)
Molecular function (GO): RNA polymerase II CTD heptapeptide repeat phosphatase activity
Source: RefSeq, a predicted model, not a curated record
AUGGCGGACGGGGUGGGGCGGUACCUCCCCCCCCGCCUCCGCGUUGGCCCGGCCUCUGGCUGCUUGAAGGAGGGGCUAGGGCUGUGGGGCCCACCGAAAGGCGGCGGCUCCCCCUCCUGCGGGGGCGCAGCCGACCCGAGCCGCGGGAGGAGGAGCAGGAGACGCCCCGAGCUCGGGGUGCACCUGUCCGGGGGUACCCAGACCCCUGCCAAGAAGCCUCGAAGCCGCAGCAUUCUCCAGUCCCUCUUCUGCUGCCUGUGCCGUGAUGAAGGCGAGCCCUGCACUGGCACCACUGGCGCACCGCUGCUGGUGGAGGAGAACGGGGCACUGCCCAAGGCUGCUGUCAAGCACCUCUUGCCCGAGAUUAAGCCGCAGGAUGCCAGCAAGCUCUGCGUGGUCAUCGACCUGGAUGAGACCUUGGUGCACAGCUCCUUCAAGCCAGUGAACAACGCUGACUUCAUCAUUCCCGUGGAAAUCGAUGGCAUCAUGCACCAGGUGUACGUGCUCAAAAGGCCACACGUGGACGAGUUCCUACAGCGCAUGGGCGAGCUCUUCGAGUGUGUCCUCUUCACUGCCAGCCUGGCCAAGUAUGCAGACCCUGUGGCUGACCUGCUGGAUAAAUGGGGGGCUUUCCGGGCACGACUUUUCCGGGAAUCCUGUGUUUUCCAUCGUGGCAACUACGUGAAGGACCUGAGCCGCCUGGGCCGUGACCUGCGCCGAAUCAUCAUCGUAGACAACUCUCCCGCAUCCUACAUCUUCCACCCUGAUAACGCCGUGCCGGUGGCCUCCUGGUUCGAUAACAUGGCGGACACGGAACUGCUGGACCUGCUGCCCUUCUUUGAGAGGCUCAGCAAGGUGGAGGACGUGUACGCAGUGCUCAAGAAGCAGCGGACUAACAGCUAAUGGCCCCCCCACCUCCGGGUGCUGCAAAGGGGCACCACCAGGGGAGCCAGGUGCCUUAUUUUGGGGGAGAGAGUCCCGGUGUGCCCCGCAUCAUCCUCCCCAGCCCCGUGGGUGCCCUCUGUGCCUGCUGGUGGUGGGAGAUGUGGGUGGCCCCGCCAGGAAGCUGGGUGCCCCCCUUCUCAGAGAAGGGGGGCCAUGGGUGACCCACUGCCUUGCUGUGCUGAGGACCUAUUUGGGGGAGUCCCAUCCUCCCCCACUGCCCAGCCCCUGCCCCCUUCCCCCCCAGACUGUCUCCCUCCACGAAACGGUUCUCAGGUCCUUUUCCCCUCUGUCCCCCGACUGGGGAGGGGGGCGGGGUCAGCAGCUGCUGCUUUCCACUGCCUUUGGGAGGACUAGAUCCCUCCACCCAGACUGCCUGCUGGGUGGCUGGCAGCCCUUGGCCCCUAUAUUCCAGGGCUACAGGACAGGUUAACAACUUGCCACCCUCCAAAAAAGCAGGGAGUCUUACUGGCCUUGGUGCAUAGGGCUGCCACCAUACCCUUAACUCUGCCCUAGGUGCAGCUGAUCACCUCCGGGGGGGGCAUAUCCUUGCCUCUCUUCAUGCCUGCUGCCCCCACCUAGGGGUUGUGUUCUGCAGGGGCAGCCCAGCCUCAGGGCUGAGCCCCUGGGCACAAAGGCCUCCCACGUGCCUUGGGACACCGUGUUUCUGUUCCCCCUUAGCCCUGCAAGGGGUGUGCCGGGGGGCGGUUCUUUACUCGCCCCCUCCAACCUCCGUUUCUUCUCAUUUUAGGGGGAAGGUGGCCUCCCCCCCUCUCCAGUUACACUGUGUCACUGGGAGCCACUCUAGUCACCAACCGAAGGGUCCCCUCCCAUGGGGGGGGGGCACAUCCCCACCCCAUAUCCCUUUGCAGCUUCACCAAAGGCUGCCACUCCUGGGAGAGAGGGACCCCCACACCAGCCUUAAUGUGCCACUCCC